UUUUUUUUUUUUUUUUGGUUGGUUUUUUUUCACUCCUCUCUCUCUCCUCCUGGCUGGGGACUUGAAUGCGAGGGUCAGCGUCCACGCUGGGGGAUAAAACCUGACAGGAAGCGGGGCUGCUUUGAAUGCUGCCUGCGUUUCUCAGAAGAGAGGAGAGGAAGAGAAACGGAGCGAAGCCAGCGGAGACCAGACGGGAUUGUGGGAAUGAAUGGGAGUCCUCACGCAGCGUGCGCUGGGAAUAGCUGUCCAUCCCGGCUCUUCAGGUGAAGGGACCGGCACUGAGGACGUGACACGGCGGGCAGACUGAACGCCACCGGCAGCUGCACCAGGCUCCGCCCUCUCUGGCUCCGCCCCCUAGCUCCCGCGUUCCGAUUCGCUCGUCCGGAGUUCGGCAUCGGAGAAACGCAUGGGACCCCCUCUUUCAAAUAGCCAGUGUACAGGGCAGAGGUAGAAGGAGACCCUCGACUUCAGGCCGGGCUAAGGGAGCACUGAUAUUUGCGCUCGGGCGGGGGAGUGGUCCGCUCCUCGGGUCAUGGUCAGCUGACUCUCCUCACAGCGGCACAUGACCUCUGCUGCACAGCUGGGCGUGGUCAUGAGCGCCUCGCGGUCGUAGGUAAUGAUGCUCACGCCUGUUCUACGCCCUCACAGGUAAUGACGAAGUGUGAGCCUGACGCUGGAGAUGCUGAAGAGAAGAGACGUCCUUGCCAUCGUGUUGAUCGUGUUACCGUGGACCUUACUCAUCACAGUCUGGCAUCAAAGUGCAAUCGCUCCUCUGCUCGCCAUCCGGAAGGAUGACAGGGGCCCUACCAGGAGAGACGCAGGCCAGGGCUCGGACUCCAGGGAGUACUGCUCUCCCGACAAGGACAUAGUGGAGGUGGUGCGCACCGAGUACGUGUACACCCGCCCCCCGCCCUGGUCCGACGUGCUCCCCACCAUCCACGUCGUCACCCCCACCUACAGCCGGCCCGUCCAGAAGGCGGAGCUCACCAGGCUGGCCAACACCUUCCUGCACGUGCCCAACCUGCACUGGAUCCUGGUGGAGGACUCGCAGCGGCAGACGCCGCUGGUCACCCGGCUGCUCCGCGAGACGGGCCUCAACUACACCCACCUCAACGUGGAGACGCCCCGCAACUACAAGCUGAGGGGGGACGCGCGGGACCCCCGCAUCCCCCGCGGGACCAUGCAGAGGAACCUGGCCCUCCGCUGGCUCCGGGAGACCUUCAGCCUGAACGGCAGCCAGCCGGGGGUCGUCUACUUCGCCGACGACGACAACACCUACAGCCUGGAGCUGUUUGAGGAGAUGCGGCUGACCCGGAAGGUCUCCGUGUGGCCCGUGGCCUUCGUUGGGGGUCUUCGCUACGAGUCGCCCAAGGUCAACGCCGCCGGCAAGGUGUACGGCUGGAAGACGGUGUUCGACCCCCACCGGCCCUUCGCCAUCGACAUGGCGGGAUUCGCCGUCAACCUGCGGCUCGUGCUCUUCAAGCCCCAGGCCUACUUCAAGCUGCGCGGCGUCAAGGGAGGCUAUCAGGAGAGCAGCCUGCUGAGGGAACUGGUGACCCUCAACGACCUGGAGCCCAAAGCAGCCAACUGCACCAAGAUUCUCGUGUGGCACACCAGGACAGAAAAGCCCGUCCUCGUCAACGAGGGGAAGAAGGGAUUCACGGACCCCGACGUGGAGAUCUGACGCCGCCGCUAACACCGGUACUUUAUUUGGCUGGACCUUCGGGGGGUUGAACUCCAGCAGCCAUUUUGGACAAGCCUGGCAGGAAAGAACUGUAUUGCCGAGCGACUCCAUUUCAGGGACCGCAGAGUACUAGGGAGAAGAAUCCCUCGACCAUAACAAUGUUAACUAAAAACAAAAUAAACACUUACAAUGACCGUGAUGUACAAAAUAAAUGCACUGUAAGUAAAGCACAGAUUAGUCCAAGAAGGCAAUAUUUAUUAAUUUUUAGUGUUGAAAUGAAAUACGAUGUAAUAAUAACAGACUGAAGACCCAGUCAGGGGCAAGUGCAUCUCAAAAGGGCCACAGAGUGUGCUUGGUUUUUUUGUGGGGUUUGGGGGUGGGUUAAUAUAUGUAUUUUUAUUUUUGGGCAAUUUUUUUGUUCUUCUUUUUUAUAUCUGCAUGGUGUGAUACUGUGACAAUUUCCAGCAUCCAAUCCCGUGAACGAGCGACGCCCCUCCCACACAGAAGGCAAACAGAAUCGAUGUCACUCACCCAGGAGCUGACCAAUCAGAGUGCAUCUCCAACUGUCACCCAUUCAUUCGUCAUUUGGCUGGCCGUGCCCUGACCUCACUUUUGGGGUUUGGGUGGGAAGGGGGGGUGGGGGGGGCAGCACAAGAGAAAGAGAUGCUUGUUUGGAGUGAGUCAGCAGCUAUGAAUGGACUGGAGGAAAACAACCAAACAACCAUCGGCCCUCAAUCCUGAAAAAAGAGGCACAGCACCAGCCCCCCCCCCCACCCGAAAAAAGAGGCACAGCACCAGCCAAACACCCCCCCCCCCCCCAACCUGACAUGUGACAUCCGCUGGGGACCAGGACACCUGCUAGUCUUUUGGCACAUAAAGGUUUUGUUUUUUGUUUUUUAAAGGGAAGGGUUGCUUUUAGCUUUACUUAGCCUCCCUAAACCUCUUAAUUGCUUUCUGUUUGUUCCAUGUUUACACGCGGUUGUCCAAUACUACUGAAUCCUGUCUUGAUUUCAGACUUUGGUCUGGGGUACAGGGUCCUGGGUCAUGUGAAGAAUUCCUUCAUCAGAUGUCUACUGAAACUGGUGCCACCCCUAAACCAUGGCACGCCUCUGAUAUUUAUGAAAUUUGUAAAUUUGCUUCUACUGACUUUGUUUCACGAUAAUGCGGGGCAGGUUUCCGGAACGUGGCUUGACAUUUUGCUGCAUUAGAGAUAAUUCGUCUCUGCUAUGAUUCACACACUCACGCUUCUCUGACACUUGAACACUUGUUUUUUGUUAAAGUGUUCAUUUAUUUCACCGUUCAGUUCGAGGGGGAAAGUGAAAGAUCAAUAAAUGCUACAGGCCACCGUUUACGAACAAGUAGCCAUUCCCUUGUUUUAAGCUUGUCUUGAAUUUUCCUACGGAUUAAGAAAUGACUGCAAUCCUCUUGUAAUGUGUCAUAUGUGCUUGCUUCACCCGAACUUAUAAACAGAAAAACUGGCAAUUUGUACGUCUGCAAGUCAACUGAUGUUUUCAUUUCACAUCAUCAAUGAUGCUUGAGGGCAUAUUUAUUUCGAGUGGGCUCUUAAAAGUUAAGUGGAAGCUGCUCUCGUAAAUUAAAUUAAUGUAAAUAUUAACGAGGAGUGGGAAGCGAGGCCUCGCUAUGAAAUUUUGAUCACGAGUAGAUCACACAGCUAUUUCAUUACCGCAAAAACGCAAAUGCAUAAAUGUGAAAUGCAUCCACUUUGCAUUCCAGUGCCCUAAGGCCACCAUACAUGCCCUACUUUAAUUCUAACCGUGAUUGUGGCACGUUUUCUCACGCCAAAGCCCUACAAACAGCCACGACUGCUCAAUUGAACCCGUGCCUGGGUGAAUCUGGCCAUUUUGGGAAUUACAGAUUAGGCGCUUUGUCUUGUUUAUGUGCAUUGACAGGCAUUGAAGCCACAGUCUGAAUGACCUCAUUGUGACUUCAUGGCAGGUAAUGACAGGCGUCGUGUCAUAAGUACUACAGCGUUAUGUAACGUAGGCUUUACUGCGUGUAGCUCAAGUAAAGCGUAACUGGAAAAGUCAAAUGCAACAAGGGGCGACUGUUGGAAUGGGAGGCGGAAUCAAGUCAACGCAGACGCCUGAAAAUAAAGAAAUCAAUCUGUUUCUGCGAUGUGACAAAAGGCACCCAUCAAAUGCUGAUGAGUACUCUGUGAACACUUGACUGAAAGUUUCAGUUCUUAUCAAAAUGGAAGCCCUGUUUCGAAGGCGGCUCUGCUUUCUUUUCCCCCCACAAAGGUUAGAGCUGCCGUCUCGUUGCUUGACAGAUUUGUUCCCUUCAUUUUUCGCCGAAUAACAAAUAAGUUGUUUAACAUA
Molecule: messenger RNA, 4023 nt
Organism: Anguilla anguilla (European eel)
Lineage: Eukaryota; Metazoa; Chordata; Actinopteri; Anguilliformes; Anguillidae
Product: galactosylgalactosylxylosylprotein 3-beta-glucuronosyltransferase 1-like
Exons: 8
Coding region: 680-1684 (334 amino acids)
Biological process (GO): carbohydrate metabolic process; chondroitin sulfate proteoglycan biosynthetic process
Cellular component (GO): Golgi membrane
Molecular function (GO): galactosylgalactosylxylosylprotein 3-beta-glucuronosyltransferase activity
Source: RefSeq, a predicted model, not a curated record